Molecule: messenger RNA, 779 nt
Organism: Carlito syrichta (Philippine tarsier)
Lineage: Eukaryota; Metazoa; Chordata; Mammalia; Primates; Tarsiidae
Gene: PNMT
Product: phenylethanolamine N-methyltransferase
Exons: 3
Cellular component (GO): cytosol
Molecular function (GO): phenylethanolamine N-methyltransferase activity
Source: RefSeq, a predicted model, not a curated record
CUGCGUUGCCUGGCACAGACCUUUGCCACCGGUGAGGUGUCUGGACGCAGCCUCAUCGACAUCGGUUCAGGGCCCACCAUAUACCAGCUGCUGAGCGCCUGCGCCCACUUCGAGGACAUCACCAUGACGGACUUCCUGGAGGCCAACCGCCAGGAGCUGGAGCUCUGGCUGCGGGAGGAGCCGGGGGCGUUCAACUGGAGCGCGUACAGCCAGCACGCCUGCCUCAUUGAGGGCAAGGGCGAGUCCUGGCAGGAGAAGGAGCGCCAGCUGCGAGCCAGGGUGAAGCGGGUCCUGCCGGUGGACGUGCACCUGCCCCAGCCCCUGGGCGCGGGGAGCCGGGCGCCCCUGCCCGCCGACGCCCUGAUCUCCGCCUUCUGCCUGGAGGCCGUGAGCCCAGACCUCGCCAGCUUCCAGCGGGCCCUGGGCCACAUCACCAUGCUGCUGAAGCCUGGGGGCCACCUGCUGCUCAUCGGGGGCCUGGAGGAGUCGUGGUACCUGGCGGGGGAGGCCAGGCUGGUGGUGGUGCCGGUGUGUGAGGAGGAGGUGAGGGAGGCCCUGGUGCAGAGCGGCUAUGAGGUCCGCGACCUCCGUACCUACAUCAUGCCCGAUCACCUGCGGACAGGCGUAGAUGACGUCAAGGGCGUCUUCUUUGCCUGGGCCCAGAAGAAGGUGGGGGCGGGGGUGUGAGGGCCCAAUGCCCCCGGUGCCCUGCAGACUACCCCACUCGCCCAGAGUCCCUAUUAGCUGAGGUGGCGCCUAAUAAAGAAAUGGUUCCUGCA